Messenger RNA from Dicentrarchus labrax (European seabass), 2212 nucleotides. RefSeq names its product tRNA phosphotransferase 1 (gene trpt1). The record is from RefSeq and is a predicted model, not a curated record. Gene Ontology annotation, biological process: tRNA splicing, via endonucleolytic cleavage and ligation. The transcript is spliced from 8 exons. Lineage: Eukaryota; Metazoa; Chordata; Actinopteri; Moronidae. Gene Ontology annotation, molecular function: tRNA 2'-phosphotransferase activity. Bases 720 to 1457 code for a protein of 245 amino acids.
CAUUACCUGAGCAACAGAGAAGAUAAAAAAUGAGAGGAAGCGAGGGCAUAAAGAGACAAUGCUGCUGUCAGUGAAAUAAAUCAGUACAGACAGCUCUGUAAUCGGCUGCAUUAAGUAUCCUGAAAAUAAUUUCUUUAGUAGCUCUCUUAUGCUUUCUUUGGAAAAUAAUGGCUUACACAAAUUCAGCAUUCUGUCAUCUCUCUUGGUUGGUUUACUACUAAAGUCAUAAAACCUCUUAGAAAAAAGAAGAAAUUGUCUCACUAUCUAAACUGAAGAGUGUGGAUUAUCACAAUUUCUGCAAUUAAAGGGCACAUUUGAGCCCCUUUAUCACGUUUUCUUGAACCCCGGUCCAUCACAGAGAGCUUUAUCAUGUUUUAUCUAACACAGGAGCAUAAAACAGCACUUUUGCUGAGUUUGCUCGAACAUGGGAGCACAUCAGAUAUUGACGUAACGUUAAGUAAGGAAAAACGUCGUAAAAUAGCAACAAACAUCAACACGUAACAAACAAAACGAAAACAUUUAACUUAGGACUCAGACUGAAAAAUAAAGUGGGAGUUAGUUGAGAAUCAUCCGUUAACGUGUCUAACGUUACGUUUCCAUGGUGACCGGAUUCUUCAGCCCAAGUGGCAGCCCUGUCUAUGAGCACCAUGUUAAUGUAUAACUGAGUGACUAACGUUAUCUACAAAGACAAACGAUGGCACACAGGCUUCCAGGACAAAAUGCAGUUUUUCCUCUGUGGUGUCAGCCCACCUCCCCGCCACAGUGCCACCUGCAGGCGGACGACUGCAACAGAGAGGAAGUGGAAACCGGCACCGGACAGAGAUGUCCGCCUGUCUAAAUCCAUGUCUUAUGCACUUCGCCAUGGCGCCAACCAGAUGGGUCUUGACAUGGGUACAGAUGGUUUCCUGUUUGUGGAGGAACUUCUGGCUCACCCGCAGUUCCACUCAUAUUCACUGGAAGACGUGAAGAGAGUCGUGGCCACAAAUGACAAGCAGCGCUUUAAGCUUUGCACCCACCUGGAGGAUGGCCGCCUGCAAAUUCGAGCCAGUCAGGGCCACUCAGUACAGGUAACGGAUUUGGGGCUGAAACCGGUCCUGUCUGGUUCUCCAGACUGCCCUGCUGAGGCCAUUCAUGGCUCCUACCUCCGCAACUGGAGCUCCAUCCAGCAGCAGGGCUUGAACCGCAUGAAGAGGACACACAUCCACCUGGCACCAGGCCUGCUAGGGGAGGAUGGCGUCAUCAGUGUGUGCUUCAUUUUCCCAUCAGGCAUGAGGAAAGACUGUGAUCUAGCUGUGUAUAUUGAUGUCCCCAAAGCUCUCGCUGACGGUAUUGAGUUCUUCUGGUCAGAAAAUGGCGUGUUGCUAACUGCAGGCAACGCAGAAGGAAAACUUCUCCCUAAAUACUUCAGCCGAGCCUUAAGACUGAGGCCUACAAGGAGUAUCCUGCCACUGCAGUAACAUCAGACGAUACUGUUCUCUCAUUGGUUGUGCUAGCAUCCCAUGGUUGGUUGAUGCUUAUCCUAGUUCCCUUGGUAACACUUGUUGUUUGGCAGGAGCAUCUAGCAAUACAGGAAUACAUUCAGAAAUCAUCUUACAUGGGACUAAAUUGAUAAACUUUUUUGUGUAAUUAUUGAAAGGAUCUGGAUGGCUUUAUGGAAGCAUACUUUAUUUUUAUAUGCCAAUUCAACCAUCUAAUGCUGGCAAAUGUCACAUUCUUUAUUUAUGAAUAUUGGUGCUUUGUUUUCUCUGUUAUAUUGUUAGAGCUAACUUAACUGUAGCUCACAUUAACUGCCAAGAUAAGAUAAGAUGUAACCAAGCACUACAUGUAACCAAGCACUAUAUAUAUAUAUAUGUAACCAAGCAAUAAAUAUAUACUGCAUGGUUACAGACACACUGACUGCUGGUAACAAGCAUUCAGGCCUUUAAAUGGAGGAACCACAUAUUGUAUGUGUGGUUAAUCAUGUGACCAAGUUGGGAAAAGCAGAGGAUGCAGACACUGUGGUUUUACUUAACGGACUGCUUAACAGUUCCUUGUAAGAUAUGGACACACACACCCACACACACAGCAUGUGAGGGGAGAUAAAUGGUUUGAAGCUUCCUGUGAAGGAAACAACAGAAAUUGCCACCAUAUGCCAUGAACAUAAGGAGUGAAAACAACAGAAUGAAAAUGGAAUUGUUAUAUUUAUUUGAAUAAAUGUUUGUUCUUCAUAUAA